AGCUUCUACCAAUUCUCCUUCAUCACUCAGCCAAAGAUGAAGACUUCCAUCUCUCUACCAAUAUUCAUCUUUCUUCUUUAUACCCUUCUUCUCUCAUUCACCCACUGCUCCGUCUUGGCUCACAAGAACACCCCCUUCGUAGACAAAAUCUGCAAGCAGACCCCUUAUCAUGCUCUCUGCCUCAAGACUCUCCUCUCAGACCCUCGCAGUGCCGGAGCUGAUGUGAGAGGCCUCGCCAUUAUUAUGGUGGAUGUGAUAAAGAGGGACACGGUCAGCAUCCUGAGCCGCAUCAAUGAGCUGCUGAAGAAGGGCGGCACAGACCCGCAUACACGCGGCGCCUUGCUUGAUUGUAUUGAUAAGUAUAACGCAGUGCUGAAGGGUGAUGUCCCGGAAGCCAUGGAAGCUUUGGAGAAAGGUGAUUACAAGUUUGCAGAGCAAGGUGCAACAGAUGCUUCAUUAGAGGCCAGGGUAUGUGAAGAGAAUUUUGAGACUUCGCCCAUAACUAAUAUGAACAAACUGGUCCACCAUGUUUCUCUGGUGGCUGCCUCCAUUGUCAGGAUGUUGUUAUAACUUAUAAGCUCGGUUGCCUCUUCUUCUUCAAUGAAUUGGAUCUCAUCACUUAAAAGAAUUGUAAUGUUUUGUUGAAUAGGUGAAGAAGAGUCGAUUUAGACA
Vitis riparia (riverbank grape) is the source of this 672-nucleotide messenger RNA. RefSeq names its product cell wall / vacuolar inhibitor of fructosidase 1-like. The coding region runs from base 37 to 570 and encodes 177 amino acids. Gene Ontology annotation, biological process: negative regulation of catalytic activity. Gene Ontology annotation, molecular function: enzyme inhibitor activity. The transcript has a single exon. The record is from RefSeq and is a predicted model, not a curated record. Lineage: Eukaryota; Viridiplantae; Streptophyta; Magnoliopsida; Vitales; Vitaceae.